Pedinophyceae sp. YPF-701 is the source of this 684-nucleotide messenger RNA. The record is from the annotation of a GenBank genome assembly. Lineage: Eukaryota; Viridiplantae; Chlorophyta; Pedinophyceae.
AUGUCGCACGUCGGGCGGCAAUUCGCGUGCGUGCGACCGGCCUGUGGACCGCGCACUCCACCGGCAGCGCAACCUCAUCACCCCGUCGCGGCAGCUCGUCACGGAGGCCGUCGUCGGCUCGCGCCGACUCAAGCCGUCAGCGGCACAGCCCUCGCCCUCGCCGGCGUCGCGGUCUCCGUCCCGGCCCUCGCUGCAGCCGCGAAGGCAAAGAACGUCAUCUUUGAGGUGUACGAGGGCGCGGUUUAUGUCACAGUAGGCGUCCCUGCGGACGGGCCACCCUUGCCCGAGGGUGCCGUCGAGCUGCGACCGGUCCCUGGGAUGGGUCGCGGUGCAUUCGCAACGCAGCGCAUUCCCAAGGGCACGAAGAUAGGGGUGUACGAGGGGGAGUUCUUGACGAACGAGGAAUACGACGCCAGGUACCCGCGGUCCGGCCCGCCGCCCGAGUACGGCAUGACGCUGGACAGGAACACCCUCAUCGAUGCACGGGACGUUGCGAAGCGCGACACGUUCUCCUGCUGCCACAUCAACCACUCCAGGAGCCGGGCGAACGUGAUCCGUCGGGCUGCGCGCAAUUUGAGGGAGGUGCAGUUUUAUGCGUCGCGCGAUAUCGAGGCGGACGAAGAGCUCUUGUUCGACUACGGAAAGAAUUACUGGCAGGGGCGGGAGCACAUCGUGGUCGACUGA